Messenger RNA from Melanotaenia boesemani (Boeseman's rainbowfish), 1106 nucleotides. Its product is annotated as coiled-coil domain-containing protein 106-like. The record is from RefSeq and is a predicted model, not a curated record. Bases 1 to 945 code for a protein of 314 amino acids. The transcript has 4 exons. Gene Ontology annotation, cellular component: nucleoplasm. Lineage: Eukaryota; Metazoa; Chordata; Actinopteri; Atheriniformes; Melanotaeniidae.
AUGUCCCUGAUAGACCACCACUGGUCAUGGAUGUAUUCCAUGCCACUGGUGCGGUGCCUUGCGCAUGCGCUGCAAAUGACUCCCGCUCGAAUCCUCCGUCUCGCUUUUAUGACGUCAUCAAAAGUGGACGAGACGUCUCGCGUGGAUGAAGAAACUUGUGCUAAAAAUAUGCCGAAAGCCAACCGUAAAGGUGUUAAGACUCGUGCCACCAGUGAGGAGAUGGGGUCAGAGACGGCGGACAGUGAAGCAAACAGUGUUUCAAUGGCUCCAACUGCAAUGUUAGUAGAAAAAAGAAGGUCACAGGAAAUUAAAAUACUGGAAAUGAAGGUGGGAUACCAAACUGAAAAAAUUGAAGAGCUUACUAAAGAACGAGACUUUCUGAAAGACCAGUUAGCAUCAGUUCUUAAAAAGGACACCAGCUCUAAAAGGGACACCAGCUCUAAAAAGGACUCUGAAGAUACCAUAAGCCUUUCCUCUGACGCAGCAUCAGAUUCAGAGUCAUCUGAGUAUUGCUCCUCACUGCUGUCAUCAGAUGAGGAGGACCAGAAGAAGAAGAAAAGGAAGAGGACUAAAACCAAGGUGAAGAAGGAAAAUAAGUCAAAGAAGACUGAGGAGAAAGACUGUCUGAGAGCUCAGACCCCAAACCAGGUGGUGUCCCGGUACCAACGUCUGCUCAAGCUGUUCAGGAGAAGUGGGACAAUGGCUGGAGCAUUUAAGCGCUAUGGAGUCGACCGCAACACCAUCGUGGUAACAGCUCCCAUCGCAGAGCUGUCCAUAGCUGCACCCAACAAAUAUAGGGAAGUCCUAAAAACCUACAAUAGUCAGGUUAAGCUCUGUGUGUUUGCAGCACAAUGUGCAUUUGCAAUCACAGAGGAUGCAGAGAUAGAACAGCUAGUUAAAGACUACAAGACUAAUGGGAAGCUACUGCCAUUUAAAACAAAGUAAUGAAAGAUUAUAAUAGUUUACAGUUCAUUGAUUUCAGUUCUGUUUACAAGAAUUUGCACUAAUGGGAUAUUGUUACCUCAAGAAAGUACUGUAUGUCAGACUUAUGUUAAGUAUACACUGAAAAUAUAUUUUUGUUGGGUUAAUGAUAAUGUUGUUAAGCU